AAAGCUCAAGAGAGAACGAGUCAGAGAGACUGACCCUCUCUUUCAUCUUCAUCUUCUUCCUCCGAAACCCAGAGAAGAAUGCCAUAGCCAAAAAUUUCUCCCAGAAUCCCGAAAAGCCACACUAAAAAACCCUAACAAUGGAAUCUAGCAUUCUCGAAUCCCUAGGCGUGGAGAUCAUCGGCGUCAUGGCUCCAGUCUCCAUUUGCAUGUUCCUCGUUGUCCUCCUCACUUACUCUCUCUCCGUCACCUCAGAUUCGCAGAUCCGUACCGCCGCGAACCUCGUUUACCUCGAGAACCCCUCGGAUUCCGCCGCCGUGAAGCUCGAAGGCAGCAUCGCCAACGCCGUCGUAUUCGUCGUCCUCGUCGCCGUCGUCACCUUCGUCCUCGUUCUCCUCUACUACUACAACUUCACCAACUUCCUCAAGCAUUACAUGCGCUUCUCCGCCUUCUUCGUCCUCGGUACGAUGGGUGGCGCGAUUUUCUUGUCGAUCAUCCAGCAUUUCUCCAUUCCCGUUGAUUACAUUACAUGCUUGAUAUUGCUUUUCAACUUCACCGUUCUGGGGACUUUGUCUGUGUUUUCGGGUGGAAUUCCUAUCGUUCUGAGGCAGUGUUACAUGGUUAUAAUGGGGAUUGUUGUAGCUGCUUGGUUCACUAAGUUGCCCGAAUGGACAACGUGGGUUAUAUUGAUGGCUUUGGCUCUGUAUGAUUUGGUGGCUGUUCUGGCUCCUGGUGGACCGCUUAAGCUAUUGGUGGAGUUGGCUUCUAGCCGUGACGAGGAACUUCCCGCCAUGGUCUAUGAAGCUAGACCGACAGUUUCUAGUAAUGACAGAAGAAAUCGUGGUUCAAGCUUAAGGCUUUUGGUCGGUGGGGCUUCAGAUUCUAGAUCGGUAGAGAUGCAAGCAGUAUCGAAUCAAAGUCCAGAUAGUAGCAGAAACGAAAGCUCUCAUCGUGUGGAGUAUAAUGCCCUUGUGGCGAGAGAUGUAGAUAAUACAGAUGGUAAUGGCAACAGAGACGAGGUUGAGAAUUCUCCUCUGGUUGGUAAUCCAAGGGAUAGAUACUCGACAUCUGGUGCGUCUUCCGAGCACUCAACUGCAACUGAAAUCAGAGGAAAUAGAGAAACCCGUGAAAGUUCAACUGUAGAUGAAGAAAUGUCGCCGCUGGUUGAGCUGAUGGGUUGGGGAGAUGGGGAAGAAUCGAGAGGAAGGGAUGCUUCUGAUAUGGUCGAGAUUUCGAACAGAGGCAUCAAACUCGGUCUCGGAGACUUUAUUUUCUACAGUGUUCUAGUUGGCCGGGCUGCAAUGUACGAUCUGAUGACGGUAUAUGCCUGUUACCUUGCGAUUAUUUCGGGCCUUGGAUGCACUCUCAUCCUGCUGUCUGUGUACAACCGAGCUCUUCCGGCCCUUCCCAUAUCCAUCGCAUUAGGUGUCGUUUUCUACUUCUUGACGAGAUUAUUCAUGGAGCCGUUUGUUGUGGGGACGGCAACUAACCUGAUGAUGUUCUGAUUAAAGGUUUGGUAAUGGAACAAGUGAAUGAUAGUUCGUAUUGUUUGGAGAAGGUAUUGAUGUUUCUUCUUGAUACGCAGCUUUUUAUAUGGAGCCGUAGAAUGUGACACACAGAAGAACUGACCCCCAUUGCACUAAUGGUGUGAUGUUAUACUGAUUAAUGUUUCAAAGAUGUUUAGAAUCUUGAAAAGUAUAUCAUGUUUAUAUAGGCGAUCGGUUAAGGUUUGGUUUGGUUAUUUUCCGGGUUUCUAUUUUUUCGGUUUUGGAAAAGUCAUAUAUGUUUAGUUUUUAUGUUUGAUUCAAUUCGGUUUGUUUUUUUUUUUUUUAAUUUGGUUUACUUGAUGCCAUUAUAUAGGAAUAUUUGGUUUUGUUCGGUUCGCAAUUUAAAUCAAAUUCUGUUUGGUUAUAUUA
Messenger RNA from Tarenaya hassleriana, 1913 nucleotides. Its product is annotated as presenilin-like protein At1g08700. Gene Ontology annotation, biological process: protein processing. NCBI's taxonomy places the organism in Eukaryota, Viridiplantae, Streptophyta, Magnoliopsida, Brassicales, Cleomaceae. The transcript is spliced from 2 exons. Gene Ontology annotation, molecular function: aspartic endopeptidase activity, intramembrane cleaving. Bases 138 to 1502 code for a protein of 454 amino acids. Gene Ontology annotation, cellular component: membrane; nucleus. The record is from RefSeq and is a predicted model, not a curated record.